AUGGAAAUUUUCCUCCACAGAUGCCGAAAAAUUACUCCUUAUUCAUUCAAAACCCAAACAAGAAACCCAAAGCCCUCAAUCCAAUUACCUUUUCUCCGAAAAUAUUGUAAUUCUAACCAUAGAAUAUGGUCAGAUAUCAUAACGCUGUUUUCCGACAAGUGGAGCAGUGAUUCUGUUUAUUCCAAAUUGAAGCAAGAUUUGAAGGACAAGGUUUCAAAAUUGAAAGACGAGAUUUUGAUGCAAAAUGAUGAUGUAGAGAAGAUAGGGAAAGUGUUAGAAGAAAAUGGGGUCGAGUUGUUUAGGAGUUAUUCUGAUGGAUCUGCUGUAGUGGAGCUCUACUCUCAGCUAAAGCCUUCGCCCCAUCUAGCUUUGGAGAUUUUAAAUUGGCGAAGGAAACAAUUGGACUAUGCCUCUCCUAUGACCGCAGAGGAGUAUGCGAAGGGAAUUACUAUGGCUGGUAGAUCAAAGAAUGUUGAUCUUGCAAUUGAGUUAUUUAAUGAGGCUGCCAAUAAACAGCUAAAAACAGCAUCUAUAUAUAAUGCACUCAUGAGUGCUUACACAUAUAACGGUUUGGCCAUGAAAUGUCAGUCACUGUUUCAGCAGUUGAAGAAGGAAGCCACAUGUACACCGACAAUUGUAACAUACAACAUUCUUAUUUCCUCUUUUGGCCGUUUGAUGCUUGUAGAUCACAUGGAGGCGACUCUUCGAGAGAUAAAGGAUUUAAAUCUCUCCCCAACUGUCAAUACGUACAAUGGUUUAAUUGCUGGGUAUAUUACAGCAUGGAUGUGGGAUGAAAUGGAGAACACUUACAGGAUCAUGAAGGCAAGUGAUGUCAAGCCUGAUUUGGAUACUGAUUUGCUGAUGCUUCGAGGAUAUGCACAUUGUGGUAAGCUGGAAAAGAUGGAACAGGUUUAUGAGAUGCUAAGAGAUCACGUCAAUCAAAAGGAAGUUCCGUUGAUUAGAGCCAUGAUAUGUGCAUAUUGUAAGAGUAAUGAUAUCAAUAAAGUUAAAAAGAUUGAGGAAUUGCUCAAACUAAUCCCAGAAAAUGAUUAUAGACCUUGGUUAAACGUGCUCUUGAUUUGUGUAUAUGCAAAAGAGGAUUUAUUAGAUCGAAUGGAAGUUUCAAUCAACCAUGCUUUUGAACAUAAUGCAUCCGUCACAACUGCUGGCGUGAUGCGACGCAUUAUUUCAAGUUAUUACCGUCACAAUGCUGUGGACAAGCUUGCUGAUUUUGUGAAGCGUGCAGAGUCUGCAGGUUGGAAAAUCUGUCGUUCUCUUUAUCAUUGCAAGAUGGUUAUGUAUUCAGCACAGAUGCGUCUUGCUGAAAUGGAGAGGGUUCUUGACGAGAUGGAUAGAGUGAAUAUGCACUGCACGAAGAAAACAUUCUGGAUAUUGCACGAGUCCUAUUCUAGGUGGGGUCAAAGAAGUAAACUUGAGCAGAGAGACGAACUACACGUUUCAUCAAAUUUAAAGAGAGCUCCCAUUCACUUGCUGCACGUUGACUAG
Molecule: messenger RNA, 1506 nt
Organism: Fraxinus pennsylvanica
Lineage: Eukaryota; Viridiplantae; Streptophyta; Magnoliopsida; Lamiales; Oleaceae
Source: the annotation of a GenBank genome assembly